AUGGCUUUAUCUUUGCUUUUUUGAGGUCAGGGCACAAGUGUAGAGGCAAGGACAGGUUAUCUGUCUGGUUAUAUAAGCAGUUCAGCUCUUAAUGUGUGUGUCUGUGAAUGAACUGCCUUCAAGGCAUCCAACAGAGGCAGUACAAGCUGCAAUUAAUUCCUCUAUGUUUUGUGGUAUCAUUAGGGCGACUGGGUUGAAAAGCAUUUGAGUUUUCAGUUGACUUGUGAGCUGAGCCUAUUUUGGACCCCUUAUUGGUAGACUGUGCCCUUCACAUUACUGGCCAGGGGCCCAAAGCAUGGUUGUAGGUUUACUUAACCGAGCAAAAUCUGACCUUAGCUUAACUUUUUAAAUAAAUGAAUGAUAUGUGCAAAUAACUUGGCUUUUGGACUCUUGUGUAAGCAAGCACAAUUGUGGCACUUACUGUAUGAGUGAGCUGGACAUGCACAGAGGGACAGUAGGAACAUUUGUGGUGUUAAAAAUUAAUUUUGAACAUGAAUAACUAACUAACCAAUGUUUUCUCCAUUUUCCACAGGAGCCAAAAUGAAAUUGAUCUUCCAGUCUUUCCUCUAUUGCUGUCUGCUGACAACAGUAGCACACUGUGUGGAACUUGAAGUGAGUCCCCAGUUAAGAAAAAGGCUAAGCAUAUGGCUAGGAAGCAGAUUGAGACGGGAUCUGGACGGUGUAUCACUAGAGAACACGGCAGAGUCUCAACAGUUUGUCAGACCAGAAGAUAUCAGGGAUACUUUGCUGCCACAUUCCAGCACUGACAUCAAUGUCCGAACCAAGAGGUCCAGAAACUCAGCCAACCAGUCGAGAAGACAAGGCUGUUCGCUGGGCACUUGCACAGUACACGACCUGGUACACCGCCUGCAUCAGCUCAAUGUCACAAUUAAGGCCGGGAGCGCCCCUGCUGAGAAGAUCAGCCCGCAGGGAUACGGCAGGAGGCGUCGGUCUCUCCCAUCGCGCAGAGCCACACUGAGGCUGGAGCAGGGCAGGCUGAGGCCCGUGUGGAGCACAACUGACUCACAAGUCCACCGGCUGGAGGCUCUCCUCAAACGGACAUGAGCUGGACUUUUGCAAGAACAGUUGGGAACAAAAGCGAGGGAGUAGCUCAGCGCUAGCGUCCUCUCUGCUCUGUUCUAAGAUUCUCGAAAUGCCUCAGACUUCUGCCAAGUAUUCUCCAGCGCAUUUGUUCCAGCCAUGAGGACUGAGUCAGAGCGAGACUGGCUGCAGCCGAGUAUCUCCAAAGACUGAGCCUCGCAGCUCAGCGAUGUAGAGCCUCCAAACAACUGCAGCUGGCUUAUAGACACUGGAUGGCACAAUGUGGAGCAAACUACAGGUGCUGCUCUCUGCUUGGCAGAGGUAAAGGAAGAGUGCUAAUACCUGGCAAAGUGGACAAAUCCUCUGGCUCAAAGGGGGAACUCUCUUCUAACAUUCUGGGACUAUACACACUUGUUCCUCAAGGCCAGGACUUUGAUAAGUGCUAUCCUCUAAGGAUUAUACCACCAUGUUCCAUCAAACUGUCAGUACUUGUCUGCACUUUUUCCAUUUGGACUUAGAGUCAAAUGAAUCAUCAGGAAAAAAAAAAACAAAAAAAAAAACAUCUUCAUCACAAUGCCAAACAAGAAGAUAGGCUUCAGAGCUCCGAAGCUCUCAGUUUAUAUCAAGUUUUGGACACUGUAUAAGGGAAAUGCCUUAGAGUCUGUGAGAUAUGUGCCAAUCCACAAUGGAUUGAAUUAUACUUGAAAAUGUUAUUAUUUGUACAAAAACAUGUGCAAUCUAUAUUUGUUUUUAUUGCAGGAUAUGUGUAUAUAUGAAUUCCCUUAUUUAAAUAUUAUAUAGAGGUUACAUUAAAGUACUUAUGCAGAUAGAACUAUUUUUGUACAGGAAGAUAUAUAUAUGGGCAUUGUAGCUAUUUGUCAUUAUUCUUUUGCAAACUGUGGUAAUAGGAAAUCUGUUUUAUAGGUAUAUAUUAUAUAUUUGUAAAUGUGUUCUAUUUUAUUUGUGUCGAAGCAAUAACAUUGUCAUUCAAUAAACAUUUUGCAUACAAAAUCUA
Stegastes partitus (bicolor damselfish) is the source of this 2056-nucleotide messenger RNA. It is a transcript of the gene adma, whose product is annotated as adrenomedullin a. Bases 511 to 1065 code for a protein of 184 amino acids. Gene Ontology annotation, biological process: positive regulation of heart rate; adenylate cyclase-activating G protein-coupled receptor signaling pathway; adrenomedullin receptor signaling pathway. Gene Ontology annotation, molecular function: adrenomedullin receptor binding; hormone activity. Lineage: Eukaryota; Metazoa; Chordata; Actinopteri; Pomacentridae. Gene Ontology annotation, cellular component: extracellular region. The record is from RefSeq and is a predicted model, not a curated record. The transcript is spliced from 3 exons.